Arctia plantaginis is the source of this 1047-nucleotide messenger RNA. NCBI's taxonomy places the organism in Eukaryota, Metazoa, Arthropoda, Insecta, Lepidoptera, Erebidae. The record is from the annotation of a GenBank genome assembly.
AUGUUUCCGACAGUGCGAGUAUCGUUUGCGGGGUGUCGAGCAGAGGCGCGCUAUGCCGUGCUGCUGGAUGUGGUACCAGUGGAUGGCAAGCGCUACCGUUACGCGUACCACCGCAGUUCGUGGCUGGUGGCCGGCAAGGCUGACCCACCAGCACCAGCUCGCCUUUAUCCGCAUCCAGACUCGCCCUUUUCCGGUGAUCAGCUGCGCAAGCAAGUCGUCUCUUUCGAGAAGGUCAAGCUAACUAACAAUGAGAUGGACAAGAACGGACAGUUGGUCCUGAACUCAAUGCACAAGUACCAACCCCGCAUACAUUUAGUGUUGAGACGAGAAGGUGCUAUCAGCGCACCUAUCACAGACCUUGAACAAGAGGAGUUCAAAACGUUUAUUUUCCCCGAGUGUGUCUUCACAGCUGUUACCGCCUAUCAGAAUCAACUCAUCACGAAACUGAAAAUCGACAGUAAUCCCUUCGCAAAGGGAUUCCGUGACUCUUCGCGCCUAACCGAAUUUGAAAGAUACUAUAUCACGGGGGAGCACGAAAGAACUUCAGUCUUCCCUGAUGACGCGCGCUUCAGCGCCGCCAGUCAUAGGGAGACCAUGGAGUCAAUGCUUGCAGAGCAGCAUUUUCUGCGAUCGCCACUACGGCCCUUUGACUUAGACCAGCACAACAACAAUCUAACGCUGGAGGAAAAGGCAAUAUUGGCGGCGCGGUCACAACUGUUCCUGCGUGCGGCUUAUCCACUCUACGGGGUACCUGCAGCAGCGUUAUGGGGACAAUGGGCAUGUUUGGCGCCGCAGUUAUUAGCCCAACAGCAUCUGGCUGCGUCAGGGUCGGGACUUCAGUUACCACGGCCAGUGUAUCCAGGUGCUUUAGGGCCUGCAGGAGUAGGAGGAGCGCCAAUGUUGGCGCAACACCGGUUCUCACCGUACCCGCCGCGGCGAGCAUCGCCUGGUUCAUCACCGGACUCUCUUCGUGAUGCAUCCCCACAUCCCGCACCGCUGCCGCCGCAUACCCCUCACACUCCGCAUCCACCUCACAGCCCCACUUAG